UAAUAUACUUGUUAGUAAAUCAGUGAAAGUAUUCAAGUAAGGAGCAAUAAAAAUAAAUUAUGUCUUUAAAAACAAUAUACACGAAUUUAUUGAAAAAAACACUUAAAAAUAGUAAUGUAUUUAGUGUCCAAAAAUGUGGAUAUGCUUCACAAUAUUAUCCAAUUGACGAACAUAUUUUUGGAUUAACAGAAGAUCAGCAACAGUUUAGAGAAACAGUUUUUAAUUUUGCUCAGAAAGAAUUAGCUCCACAUGCUCAAACUAUUGAUCGUGAAAAUAAUUUUAAACUUUUACGAGAAUUUUGGAAAAAAUUGGGUGACCUAGGAGUUUUGGGUAUGACAGUAUCUAGCAAAUAUGGCGGAUCGGACAGUGGAUACUUAGAUCAUGUAAUCGCUCAAGAAGAAUUAUCACGGGCUUCCGCAUCGAUUGGUUUAAGUUAUGGUGCCCAUUCAAAUUUAUGUGUUAAUCAGCUACACCGGUUUGGAACGGAAUCUCAAAAACAAAAAUAUUUGCCAAAAUUAUGUUCUGGUGAAUAUAUUGGUGCUUUAGCAAUGUCUGAGCCUGGAUCUGGAUCUGACGUAGUUUCAAUGAAAACAAAAGCCAUUAAAGAUGGCGACCAUUACGUGUUGAAUGGAAACAAAUUCUGGAUUACAAAUGGUCCAGAUGCUGAUGUUAUAAUUGUUUAUGCUCGAACGGACCCAAAUGCAAAACUACCCCAACAUGGUAUAUCAGCAUUUAUUGUAGAAACAAAUUUGCCAGGAUUUUCAACAGCACAAAAAUUAGAUAAAUUGGGUAUGCGUGGCUCUAACACUUGUGAAUUAAUAUUUGAGAAUUGUCGAGUACCCGCAGAAAAUUUAUUAGGGGAAGAAAAUCGUGGUGUUUAUGUAUUGAUGAGCGGUUUGGAUUUGGAACGAUUAGUGUUGUGCGGUGGACCUUUAGGAAUUUUACAGGCUUGUUGUGAUGUUGCAUUUGAUUAUGCGCAUACUCGAAAGCAAUUUAAUCAAACCAUUGGAGAGUUUCAAUUAAUACAGGGUAAAUUAGCUGACAUGUACACAACAUUAAGCGCAUGUCGAAGUUAUGUUUAUAACGUAGCAAGAGCUUGCGAUCGCAAACAUGUAAAUAGUAAAGACUGCGCUGGGGCAUUAUUAUACUGCGCCGAGAAAACAACACAAUGUGCCUUAGAUGCAAUACAAAUAUUAGGUGGUAAUGGAUAUAUUAAUGAUUAUCCCACAGGACGGUUUUUACGAGAUGCUAAGUUAUAUGAAAUUGGUGCUGGAACAUCAGAAAUUAGAAGGCUAAUAAUUGGACGAGCAUUAAAUAAAGAAUAUAAAUAAGUUAUUUUUUAAA
This is a messenger RNA of Chrysoperla carnea, 1344 nucleotides long. RefSeq names its product isovaleryl-CoA dehydrogenase, mitochondrial. NCBI's taxonomy places the organism in Eukaryota, Metazoa, Arthropoda, Insecta, Neuroptera, Chrysopidae. Gene Ontology annotation, cellular component: mitochondrion. Gene Ontology annotation, biological process: L-leucine catabolic process. The coding region runs from base 60 to 1331 and encodes 423 amino acids. Gene Ontology annotation, molecular function: flavin adenine dinucleotide binding; 3-methylbutanoyl-CoA dehydrogenase activity. The transcript has 6 exons. The record is from RefSeq and is a predicted model, not a curated record.